GACCGAUGACAGCUCCGUGGAGUUGCGCGACCAACACUUUGCCAUGUGCUCCGAAAACGUGAAAUCGUUCCGACACGCGUCUACUUGCAUUCGUGCGCAAAUUUGAUCUUCUCUCAACAGAAUUACAUUCGCGAAAAUCCAUUGUUAGGAAAACGCGAUCCGCUCGUAUGAGAGAUGAGUAUGGCUCACCGAGUUCUCCGAAGGUAUCCCAGAACGAUGAUCAAUCGUUCUCGCGAGGUUGCACAGAAGUUUGAUUACCUACUGGUGAUGGACUUCGAGGCCACGUGCGAGAGACACGAGGUGCUCAAGCCGCAGGAGAUCAUCGAGAUACCGUGCGCGGUGCUGUCCACCCACGACUGGCAGCUGAAGGACAUGUUUCAUACGUACGUGAGACCCAGAGUCCAUCCCACCCUCACGCCGUUCUGCACCGAAUUGACCGGGAUCAUGCAGGAGACGGUGGACGAUCAGGCUUACUUCGCGAAUGUGUUCCCGAGGUUCUGCGAGUGGUUGACCAAGGGAGGGUACUUGGAUGAAUCUGAAAGAAGCUCGUCGUUCGUAACUUGCGGCAAUUGGGACUUGAAAACCAUGCUGCCGAGUCAGUGCGACUUGGAUGGCAUUGCUUUACCGGAUCAGUUCAAGCAGUGGAUAGACCUGAAGUACACGUUCUGCGAAUCCGUCGGGUAUUAUCCGAAGGGCUUGAGGGACAUGCUCGUGCGAUUAAACCUUCCGCUGAAGGGACGUCUACAUUCGGGCAUCGACGACGUGAAAAAUAUGGUUUCGAUAAUACUAGCUUUAAAAGAGAGAUACAACACGCAAUUUAAGAUUACCUCGUCGUUAACAAUCUCUGCGAUAAAUUCAAGUAGUUACGAACAUACUGGAGUAGCGAGGAGUGUAGCGAAAAAAAACACGUGACAGUUUGUUAAAAAUUAGUCUUGCAUUAAUAAAAUAUCACUUUUAUAAAACUUUUCAAUUACAA
Molecule: messenger RNA, 976 nt
Organism: Temnothorax curvispinosus
Lineage: Eukaryota; Metazoa; Arthropoda; Insecta; Hymenoptera; Formicidae
Product: ERI1 exoribonuclease 3
Exons: 2
Coding region: 175-912 (245 amino acids)
Biological process (GO): exonucleolytic trimming to generate mature 3'-end of 5.8S rRNA from tricistronic rRNA transcript (SSU-rRNA, 5.8S rRNA, LSU-rRNA)
Molecular function (GO): 3'-5'-RNA exonuclease activity; nucleic acid binding
Source: RefSeq, a predicted model, not a curated record